GCUUUUGGAGCCUGUCCUGGAGCUCACUUGGUAGACCAGGCUGGCCUCGAACUCACCGAGAUCCGCCUGUCUCUGCCUCCCUAGUGCCGAGAUUAAAGGUGUGCCAUGCAUCACUGCCUCCUGGCUCUUUGUUUUGUUUUUUCGAGGCAGGGUUUCUCUUUGUAUCUAUAGCUGUCCUGGCACUCGCUGUGUAGACCAGGCUGACCCCCAUCACAUGCCAGGGUUAUGUGGUGCUGGACUACCAAUUUAGGAUUUAGUACUCCUAGGCAUACACUAUACGACUGACAUCCCCUCCCCUCCACUGUGUUUUUGGAAACAGAAACACUGUUUUUAGUCAGUCUGUCCUUGAACUCAAGAUCCUGGGAUUACAAGUCUGUACCUCCAGUUCAAUUUGACAUUUUCACCAGAAACAAGCAUCUCUGAAUUUUUCCCUUGCCUUGCAGUUGGCGCGGUUUCUUAAAGUUUAUUGACUGAAGGCGGUCCCACAGCAUUACCUUGUUCAGACAUUUCUGAAGUACAUGGACUAGCUGCCCCUUCGGGAAAAAGUUGUUUCGGGCACUUGCAUUGAUGUAUGUGUGUGUUCUAAAUUUAAGGUCUGCCGAAAAAUAAGAUUUUGAAAAGGAGUGUUAGGCUGCUCAGUUCAAGGCUGCAGAAGAGUGUGGUGGGAGCUCUGGUUCCUCCAGAACCUUCAGUGCAAUUGGGAGGAAUGUGUGUGGCAUGCUAGGCAUCUGGGUCUUCUGUGUCCACCCACAGAGAGCACGUGACCCUCACUAAGCAGAUGACCAGGAAGUGGAGGUAGCUGUGUGAUACAAUCUCCUUUCUACUAGCCUCGGGAUGCAGGGAGUGACCUGCCUGACCUCUCCUUGGAAGCUUCCUUCAUUGUGGGGGUAGGGAAGUGUCAUUUUCCAAGCCUGGAUCCAUCCACCCACCUGGCUUUCCAGAUAGCUUUCUUACAGAGGAGAUUUGGGUUCCUCAAUUGCUGCUGAUCCAAGACCUAAGUCUGGAGCUGGGAUUGUGUUCCUCAAAAGCACUUCCUAGAGGUCAUCUAGUGACCCUGCCCCCUGCUCUGCCUGGGUGGGAGGUACAAACUCAGUUUCAAGCCUGGUUCUGCCUCUCAUUCACUGUGGGAUGCUGAGCCUCAGGAUUCUGUGGUGGUAGAUUUGGGACUAAAGUUACCCCAGGCUGAGGCCGAGCUGGUAUGUAGAGCAACCAGGAACUCCUGUGGCCUUGCAAGUGGGAGACUGACUGAGUUCCUCCUGGGCUGGCCUAGCCUCUGCUGUUAAUCCGCAAACAAAUGGAGAUGCAGCCUGGAGCAGAAGGACUCUGGGUGUUGCAAGUGCCCUGAAGCUGAACAGCCCAUUCACUUCUUGCUAAAGCCUUCUUGGGCCCUUCAGUUUCUCCUUCCUACAGGUGGCUCACAUGCAGCUCCUCCAUUGUCAGUUUCUGGGCUUCACAAUUAUGUGUUGAAUAUUCUGGUAUGGUUCAUAAGGUUCAGAACAUCUGGCUCACCAAGACUCUUUCCAACAGAUUCCACCAGCAGCAGGGACUUCCACUCACUGACUCUCAGCUCCAUGGUGCUCCUUGUGUGACUGGCACAUAUGGAAUAGAAGAUGAACUCAACUGAAUUCAGUGAAGAUGUAGAAGAAGUUGGGAAAAAUAACACUGUGAAGGUAGAGGGUGACGAUGCUGCGCUGGACUGCUCCCGGAACUCCAGGGCCUCCGAGAAGCACCCCUUGGACAGCGUCCUCACUGCCCUCCAGGAGUCCAGCAAGCGGAAGCAGCUGGGCAGCGACGGCCAAGCAGACUCCAUCCCCAGUGUGAAGAGGAGACGGCUGAUACCAGAGGCACUCCUGGCAGGCAUGCGCAAUCGUGAGAACAGCUCGCCCUGCCAGGGAAAUGGAGAGCCAGCAAGCAGGGGCAGGAGUGGGAGCUGUGUUUGGCCUGCGGAAGACGAGCCUUCCAGUGAGGCCACAACUCCUUCCUACAAGAGGCCUCUGUAUGGCAUCUCCCACAAGAUCACGGAGAAGAAGAACCCUCCCUCCGGAGACCUGCUCAGCCCCUAUGAGCUCUUUGAGAAGGCGAACUCCAGUACCAGCCCCUCUCCUCUGCGCCUGCUGAAUGAAUCUCAGAAACGGGAAUGUGGUGCUGGGGUGGCCACUGAUGGGGACCCCAAUAUCUACUUCCUGAUUCAAAAGAUGUUCUACAUGCUCAACACACUCACAUCUAACAUGUCCCAGCUUCACAGCAAGGUAGACCUGCUCUCCCUCGAGGUGAGCCGCAUCAAGAAGCAGGUGAGCCCUUCUGAGCUGGUGGCUAAGUUCCAGCCUCCCCCUGAAUACCAGCUCACUAGUGCUGAGCUGAAGCAGAUAGCGGAGCAGAGCCUGUCCUGUGGUGACCUAGCGUGUCGCCUGCUGGUGCAGCUCUUCCCGGAGCUCUUUGGAGAGGUGGAUUUCUCCCGCGGCUGCAGUGCCUGUGGCUUUGCCGCCAAGCGGAAGCUCGAGUCACUGCACCUCCAGCUCAUCCGCAACUACGUGGAGGUCUACUACCCCUCUGUGAAGGACACAGCUGUGUGGCAGGCUGAGUGCUUGCCACAGCUGAAUGACUUCUUCAGCCGCUUCUGGGCCCAGCGAGAAAUGGAGGACAGCCAGCCAGGCAGCCAGGUCACCAACUUCUUUGAAGCAGACCAAGUGGACGCCGGCCACUUUCUAGACAACAAGGACCAAGAAGAAGCUCUGUCUCUGGACCGCAGCAGCACCAUCGCCUCGGACCAUGUGGUGGACACACAGGACCUCACCGAGUUCCUAGAUGAAGCCUCCUCCCCAGGUGAGUUUGCCGUGUUCCUCCUGCACCGGCUCUUCCCGGAGCUGUUUGACCAUCGGAAGCUGGGUGAACAGUACAGCUGCUAUGGCGACGGUGGCAAGCAAGAGCUGGAUCCUCAGAGGCUGCAGAUCAUCCGCAACUACACGGAAAUCUACUUCCCGGACAUGCAGGAGGAGGAGGCCUGGCUGCAGCAGUGUGCCCAGCGCAUCAAUGAUGAGCUGGAGGGCCUGGGGCUGGAGGGGGGCAGCGAGGGGGAGAACCCACGGGACGACUGCUAUGACUCCUCCAGCCUGCCAGAUGACAUCUCAGUGGUCAAGGUGGAGGACAACUUCGAGGGCGAGCGGCCUGGCCGGCGCUCCAAGAAGAUCUGGCUGGUGCCCAUUGAUUUUGACAAGUUGGAGAUCCCACAGCCAGACUUCGAGAUGCCAGGCUCAGAUUGCCUACUGAGUAAGGAGCAGCUGCGUAGCAUCUAUGAGAGCAGCCUGUCCAUUGGCAACUUUGCCUCCCGCCUGCUAGUGCACCUGUUCCCGGAGCUCUUCACCCACGAGAACCUGCGCAAGCAGUACAACUGCAGCGGCUCCCUGGGCAAGAAGCAGCUGGACCCAGCCCGCAUCAGGCUGAUCCGCCACUACGUGCAGCUGCUCUACCCUCGGGCCAAGAACGACCGCGUGUGGACUCUGGAGUUUGUGGGCAAGCUGGAUGAGCGCUGUCGACGCAGGGACACGGAGCAGAGGCGCUCUUACCAGCAGCAGCGCAAGGUCCAUGUACCUGGCCCUGAGUGCCGGGACCUAGCAAGUUAUGCAAUCAACCCCGAGAGGUUCCGAGAGGAGUUUGAGGGGCCCCCGCUGCCUCCUGAAAGGAGCAGCAAAGACUUUUGCAAAAUCCCCUUGGACGAGUUGGUGGUCCCCUCGCCCGACUUUCCGGUGCCUUCUCCCUACCUGCUGUCGGACAAGGAGGUUCGUGAGAUCGUGCAGCAGAGCCUGUCGGUGGGCAACUUCGCUGCCCGACUCCUGGUCAGGCUCUUCCCUGAACUCUUCACAGCUGAGAACCUUCGACUGCAGUACAACCACUCCGGGGCUUGCAAUAAGAAGCAGCUGGACCCCACGCGCCUGAGACUCAUCCGCCAUUACGUGGAAGCUGUCUACCCGGUGGAGAAGAUGGAGGAGGUGUGGCAUUAUGAAUGUAUACCCAGCAUUGAUGAGCGGUGUCGCCGCCCCAACAGGAAAAAGUGCGACAUCCUCAAGAAAGCCAAGAAAGUGGAGAAGUGACAAGUCUGGGGCUGCCCAGGGACUUGGGUCACCACGGACUGAGCAAUGGGUGCCCUUGGGACUGAGCGUUGCUCCAGAGCUCGUGUACGACGGUAUCCACAGACAGGCACCUUAUGUCAGUGGGGAGUGGUUUCCUACAUUUGCACACACCGCCUACCCAGCCACAAGAAAGAAGCCUUGAAUUUGGUCUCUUGUAUUCAUGACUUUGUUCCGUGUUCCCUGCUGGCGCAGCUGGAGUUGGGGAGUGGCCAAGCUGUGAAAUGAGAGAAUCGAUAAGGUAGAGUCCCUUUUCAGGGCUGGGGCACCCUCCCUAACCCUCACAAUCCAAAAUACAAAUUUAGGCUAGCUGUGGUGACCCACACCUAGGCAGAGGCCAUUGUGAGUUCAAGGCCAGUCUACUAAUGAAUUCCAGACCAGCCCAGGGCUACAUAAUGAGACCCUGUCUCAAAAACACCAAAAUACAAAUUCAGCAAGCUUGUUUCUCUCCCCGUUUUACAUCCCCCCCCUUUUUUUUUGAAUUAAAAUGAAACCCUUUUAAAGAAAAUCAUGGCUCUUUGGGAGCCAUUUUACUUAGGAAAAGAAAUCUUAAAAAAAUAUUUGAGAUGAGAUACUGUACGAUUACUUAAAUUGCUGGGAUUUUUAAAGAUGAUUUUAGACUUAUGGUUUUUUUUUGUUUGUUUUUGUUUUAGAAAUGCCGUAUUCUGGCAUUAUGUGUAACUAGCUUCAGGUGGCACGGUGACUGGUUUUACUAAUCCUGUGUUUGACAUCUGGUUUCAGAGAGUCCCGAGGCCCCUCGGAUUCAGCAGAUGGGAUGGAAUAUAAGUAGUGGGUAGCCCCUUGAUCCUGUAUGUGAGUUUCCCUGCUGCUGUGGCCCCCAGAAAGGUUACCUGUGGCCCGGCCUGUCUGCCACUGCCGUGUGGUGCUCACUGUGUAGACAGAACACUGGAAGAUGAUGUGAAUGUAGAUAGACUGGAGGCAUAGUUCACGUCUUCACGUGAGCUGUGUCCUUCCACAGCCCCAUUCCCUCUCCGCACACAGGUGCUGGAUUAGAGGGACAGACACAUUGGAAGGAACACAAUGUGUUAGGGACAUUUUUGUGUGAUUUAUGGGUGGGCUUCUUUUGGGUUCACCAAGAACUGUUUACUUUCCAUGUAUUUGUACAGAGUCCCUAUCCCCAGACCUCAGUGUUAGCUCCUCCCGUGAGCAGCAUGGCCUUGGACCUCUAUGAGCCUAGGCUCUUGCAGGUGUUGGAGGGACCCAAACCAUCUUAAGUGGAGCACCCAUGCCCCUUCCCAGCCCCACUCAGACCUUUCCCCUCAAACCUUCUAGGAAGUUCUGCCGUCCUCUCCUGGCCCACCCCUAACGAGGAGGUGCACGUGUCUUCCACCCUUCUACACUGGGGCCAGAUGCCUAAGAAGGGCAGGAGACGGUGCUCCCCAAACUGAAUCCAUCUUACCAUUGACCUCGAGAAUUAAUUCAGUUGCCUGGGUAGUCAUAAGACCCUUGUGGGACAUUACAAAUGUGAUAACUUAAUGACUUACUAUUUUGCUACCUUAAUAUGCAGAAAUAUUAGGAAUAAUCUAUGAAUUUUCUCAUACAGAUAAGAACUUUAGUUCUAGUAGACAAUAUGAUAUAAUUUUGCAUGUACCCAAUGGGCAUUUAAAAAAAAACAUAAUUUUGAAUACUAUAAAGCUUCUAUUCACUGUCAUUUUCAGAUUAUUUAUGCUGUAACUGUAAACCUAAAUUAUUGUUGUUGAGAAGUGCACAGGGAGCUCAUGGCUCUCUGUCACAUGACCACACCUGCAAGCAUUUCUCCUUACUAGAACACAAACAAAUCAACCUUCUUUGUGCCCAGAAAGAAGGUAUGGGAGCAGCCAGAAGACUCCCUUUUCCCCUCACUCGGGCCUCUCUCUAAUGCCUUAGUCUCACACACACACAUGCAUGCGUGCAUGCACACACCUACCCCAAAGAUGGCUGUGGUGUUCUCUCAUGCUUCCGCUAGCUUGAGAGAAUUCCGCGGGAUUUGUUCUGGUCUUGAGGGUGUGACCGAGAGGAUUCCAAGCCAUGUGAAAGUUGUCCUGAGCUCUAGAGUGGGGUGUGGCCCUGCGACGUCAGAAGCACAAUCUGUUAGCAAGUUUUUAGAAGUCCUGUUUCCUCGCAGCAGAGAAACGGCAAGUUCUAGCAAUUCAGCGUGACUUUGUGUAACCCAGAGCGUGUUGACUCUGGGAAACUGUAUUUUGGUUUCCUUAACACUUUAACUAUGUAGGGCUUCACAACCCGUCCCCCCCCCCCCCAAAUCUCAUUGUCCCUUUCAGUGAAAAGAGGCAGACACUCUGGGAG
This is a messenger RNA of Alexandromys fortis (reed vole), 6428 nucleotides long. RefSeq names its product BEN domain containing 3 (gene Bend3). Gene Ontology annotation, cellular component: heterochromatin. The record is from RefSeq and is a predicted model, not a curated record. Gene Ontology annotation, molecular function: rDNA binding. Gene Ontology annotation, biological process: negative regulation of transcription by RNA polymerase II; rDNA heterochromatin formation. Bases 1611 to 4088 code for a protein of 825 amino acids. NCBI's taxonomy places the organism in Eukaryota, Metazoa, Chordata, Mammalia, Rodentia, Cricetidae. The transcript has 4 exons.